AAAAGUCAGUGAGCAACGCCCAUAUUAUUCGCUCACUUGUACAAGCAAUAUAACCAAAAAAAAAAUCAAGAAGGAAGCCAAUCGUUGCAAUUUAAACGCCUUCAACUCAAAAACUAGUAUUUGGCUCAUUCUUCAACCUGCUAAAUGAUUCCUUCUUUCAAAUUUAUUUAUAAUAAAUUGCCGGACGUAAAUUCCAUUUAUCCAUUAAUUACGAUACAAUUGCUUUCUUCGAUGACGCGCCUUUAAUUGAGACCCUCUUGUUCUCAACGACACAAUUCCAAAAUCUUAUUCAUCAUUUUCCCUUAUACAAACAAACACAAUACUCUCUUGUUCUGUGCAGAUCUACAACACUUCUCAAACUCAGAAUGGGAGGAGGCGGCGAUGAGGCUGGAGGAGACGGCGGAGGAGGUGGAAGAAUCAGGUGGCGAGGCUGUUCUUGCAGGAAGAGUGACUUUCUUCCGGAGGAGUCGUUCCAGAGCUGGGGAAAUUAUGUCAGAGCACUUGGCGAGACUCCUAUGCGGUUCAAGGAUAGGUUACUGACCCGAUCCAUGGACUCCACGGAGCUCCAUGAGAUGAAAGCUCGUAGUGAACAUGAUAUGAAGAAGAACCUCACUUGGUGGGACCUUAUCUGGUUUGGCAUCGGAGUCGUCAUCGGCUCCGGUAUCUUUGUUCUCACCGGCCUCGAGGCACGUGAACACGCCGGCCCUGCUAUUCUGUUGUCUUAUGUGGUGUCCGGAGUUUCGGCUAUGCUCUCUGUUUUUUGCUACACUGAGUUUGCUGUGGAAAUCCCUGUAGCAGGUGGAUCAUUUGCUUACCUUCGGGUAGAGUUAGGUGACUUUGUAGCCUUCAUAGCUGCUGGCAACAUCCUCCUUGAGUAUGUGAUUGGUGGUGCUGCGGUGGCUCGGUCAUGGACAUCUUAUUUCGCCACUCUCUGCAACCACGAACCCGAUGACUUCAGAAUCAUAGUCCAUAGCCUCGCCGAGGACUAUAGCCAUCUAGACCCCAUCGCUGUUGUAGUUUCCUUCGUCAUUUGUAUCUUUGCCGUUCUUAGCACCAAGGGCUCUUCCCGUUUCAAUUACCUCACCUCCAUCAUCCAUGUCGGUACAAUCGUCUUCAUCAUCGUCGCUGGCCUCGUCAAAGCAGACACCAAAAAUUACAGCUCCUUUGUUCCCUAUGGCCCCCGUGGUAUUUUCGUAGCUUCAGCAGUAAUUUUCUUUGCAUAUGUUGGAUUUGAUGCUAUUUCAACAAUGGCUGAAGAAACUAAAAACCCUGCUCGAGAUAUCCCAAUUGGUCUUGUGGGUUCAAUGAUAAUAAUUGCUUUAGCGUAUUGUUUGCUUGCUGCUACCUUGUGCCUAAUGGUUCCAUACAAGCAACUUGAUCGAGACGCUGCAUUUUCAGUAGCAUUUGAGUAUGUGGGUUUGAAUUGGGCUAAAUACAUCGUGGCUCUAGGUGCAUUGGAAGGUAUGACCACUGCUCUUCUCGUGGGAGCUGUAGGCCAAGCCCGAUAUCUCACGCACAUUGCUCGUACUCACAUGAUGCCUCCAUGGUUUGCUCAUGUUAAUGGAAAAACAGGAACUCCAGUAAAUGCCACCAUUGUUAUGAUCACUGCUACAGCUAUCGUCGCUUUCUUUACAAAGAUGGAUAUUCUCGCCAAUCUUCUCUCCAUCUCUACAUUGUUCAUCUUCAUGCUUGUGGCGGUGGCUCUUCUUGUUCGCCGCUACUAUGUUACUGGGGUCACAACAUCUGCAAAUCAUACCAAGCUCAUCGUUUGCAUUUCGGUGAUUCUUGGUUCCUCUACUGCUACUGCUGCUAUUUGGGGUGCAGGAGUAGAUGGCUGGAUUGGAUAUGUGAUUACCAUACCAAUAUGGUUCUUGGGUACAUUAGCACUUGAUGUUUUUGUUCCACAGGCAAGGGCUCCGAAAAUGUGGGGUGUUCCAUUGGUGCCAUGGUUGCCAUCUGCUUCGAUUCUUAUCAACAUUUUCCUUCUAGGGUCGAUAGACGGGCCGUCGUUUGUAAGAUUUGGUAUCUGGAGUGGUGUUUUGUUGGUGUAUUAUUUCCUAUUAGGAUUGCAUGCAUCUUAUGACACGGCUCAGGGGUUAGGAGAGAACAAGGCUGGGGAUGGCUGGAAGAAGUUGGAAGAAGGUGCACCAGUGUCUUCACAGUCUGGAUUAGGAGGUGAGACUGCGAAGAAAAUAGAAGAAAGCGGGCAAGGGCCUUCACAAUCUUCUCUAGGAGAUGUAGAUUAGGGUACCAUUUGAGCCUACAAGUCCUAGUGAUGAAUGUGUUGGAAGUUUCAAAUUGAAUUUGUGAAUUGUGAUGAACGUCUAUGCAUGGUUCUAUUUGUACAA
This is a messenger RNA of Hevea brasiliensis (rubber tree), 2348 nucleotides long. RefSeq names its product cationic amino acid transporter 1. The transcript is spliced from 2 exons. NCBI's taxonomy places the organism in Eukaryota, Viridiplantae, Streptophyta, Magnoliopsida, Malpighiales, Euphorbiaceae. Bases 366 to 2246 code for a protein of 626 amino acids. Gene Ontology annotation, biological process: amino acid transport; transmembrane transport. Gene Ontology annotation, molecular function: L-lysine transmembrane transporter activity; L-glutamate transmembrane transporter activity. The record is from RefSeq and is a predicted model, not a curated record. Gene Ontology annotation, cellular component: plasma membrane.